Molecule: messenger RNA, 1895 nt
Organism: Monodelphis domestica (gray short-tailed opossum)
Lineage: Eukaryota; Metazoa; Chordata; Mammalia; Didelphimorphia; Didelphidae
Gene: THAP10
Product: THAP domain containing 10
Molecular function (GO): sequence-specific DNA binding
Source: RefSeq, a predicted model, not a curated record
AUGCCAGCCCGCUGCGUGGCCGCCCACUGCGGCAACACCACCAAGUCGGGCAAGUCCCUCUUCCGCUUUCCCAAGGAUCGCGCAGUGCGAAUGCUGUGGGAUCGUUUCGUGCGCGGCCGCCGCGCCGACUGGUAUGGGGGCAACGACCGCUCUGUUAUCUGCUCGGACCACUUCGCCCCAGGCUGCUUCGACGUUUCUUCUGUCAUCCAGAAAAACCUGCGUUUCUCUCAGCGCCUGCGACUGGUGGCGGGUGCCGUGCCCACCCUGCACCGGGCGCCAGCCCUGCCCGCCGAAGAGCAUCCGGAGGAGCCGGCGCCGACCUCGACCCCGGCCCCCGAGCGUGCGGAGGAGCGUGGAGAGGACCGACCGGUGGGUCAGCAGCAGGACGACCCUCCUGCAAACCCCACACCCUGCAGACUCCUCCCCGCGAGGAUGAGGCCAGCGACAGCCCAGAUUACUAAUGAAUAUGAAGCUACCCAGACACAAGUAGAUGUUGAUCACCAAUCUAAUGAUGUCACUUCGGUGCCUCUUUACUGUGAAGAAGGCUUAGUAUCUAUAGAUGUUGAUGUUCAUGCACUUAAGAUGCAUAAAAGUACACAAAUUUCUCUGAAAAGGCCCCCUCAUCGUAGUGUGGGUAUUCAGGCCAAAGUAAAAAUAUCAAGUAAACGACUUUGUGAUGCAACUACUCAAACAGAUGAAUUAUGGUCUGUUCCUAGAACUUCUUCCCUGUUUGGAAUUUACUCCAGUGAUUCUGAAACAGAUACUGACUGGGAUAUCAAGAGUGAACAAAGUGAUUUAUCUUACAUAGCUGUGCAGGUGAAAGAAGAGACAUAUUGAAUGUGGACAUCAUCAAAUCAUUCAAUGUAUUAUAGAUUUUAAUCUUUACCAGUAUGUAAUUAUUUCUUAGAUCUUGUAAUUUUGUUCUUAUUUCUUCCUGAAAAUUUGGUAUUUUGUCACCAACAAGCCUUGUUUUGAGUGAGACAAAAAUUUGCCUACAUUCAGAGCUACUGGAAAUGGUUCUGACACCCUCUUUUUUCACUCUAUGCCUUUUUUUAAAAAAAACUAGCAAACAUAUACAAAAGCAAGUUGAGAUUUCUAGAGACAAAUCAAGCACCCACUACUUAAGAAUAUCAUUAUUUUUUAAGCUACUUUUAAAAAAAUCAGCAAAAUGACUAUAGGAAAAGACAAAUAAUAGUAAAUGGUUUAGGGUGAGAUUAAGCUAUUUAUACAUAGAUGAUUAUCUAUUAAGAUGACCUAUAUCUUAUUUAGCCCUAAGAGCAUUAGAAUUAUGACUCAGUACUUUUGGGAAUUCCUAGUGAAAGAUUUGUAUCUCAGAAUUUUUUCUGUGGAUAAUCGCUUAAUUGUGGGCUAGAUUUGGUUUACUUAAAUUGAUUUGUGAUUCAGAUUAACUUGCAUCAAUUUACAGUCUUAAUUUAGUUUUCUAUUAAUUUUAUAUAUAGGAAUUACUAGUAUCUAAAAUAAUAUGACCAGGAGAACUUCAAACAUCUGGCCUGUCAUGGCCUAGCUUUUCCCAUAUCAGUACAUUUUUAUUUUUUAUUCUACUAAAUUAAGUGUUUGAAAAGUAAACAUGUGCAAGUUAACUUGCAUCCACCAAUCAACCAGGGAAAUUCCUAUGGCAAUAUCAUUCAAUAGCUAUUCCAUUACUAUGAUUUCUGGAGAAACUUUAUGGGCUAUAAUCCUUUUUUCAAGAACAAUGAAAAGAAACUUCCUCUUUGCAUCUCUUGUAUGCUGUUGGUUCUGUUGAUAUGGAUUACACUUAUUUUAUCUCCAAAGGUGUAAAUAAUAAAAGGAUUUUUUUGAAGUUCAUUUCAACUGUGACUUAACUUGACCACUGUAAUUUUCAAAAAAUAAAGUAUAAAAUUAAUUUUGUUUAA